Molecule: messenger RNA, 2108 nt
Organism: Phaedon cochleariae (mustard beetle)
Lineage: Eukaryota; Metazoa; Arthropoda; Insecta; Coleoptera; Chrysomelidae
Source: the annotation of a GenBank genome assembly
AACUUUCAAACUUCUAUUUCCAUUUCCAAACAACAAAAAAUAUUAACGGUUAAGUUGGUUGUAGCAAUAUUUAUUUGCCAAGUCAAAACUAUAAAUAAUAAUAUAAAAGUUUCGGCAUAUAUUUAUGAUUUGUAGAUGCUCUUCUCCAGUAUAUCGAUUGUAUUGUAUACUUUGACAAUAUUCUUCAAAUGAGUAGAAUAAUGGGCGAAAGUUUUGACAACUUCAAUGCUCCUCAAUUCUUUGAUUUUAGUAAGAAUUCCACCGAGCAUGAUGGAGUAGAUGGAUAUUUUGAAAUGGACCAUGAAUCUAAGAAAGAUCCUCUCGAAAUGGAAUCGGCAGAUUCGUCUUCGUCCACUCUAGUUCCAGAAUAUAGCCAAAAUGGAAAUCAUUAUUUCAGACGAUCGAUGAGUGUUGGUGAUAUAAAUUAUUUACGAGCCCUUGAUACCCGUGAACCACAAAUGAUAAGUGAAGACAUAGAAUGCACUUUACAACCAGCCCUCACGAAUUUAAGAAAAAUGGGCUCUUAUGCUUCACUAAAUGGUUUGGGGCAGAAAACAAAGGAAAAUAAGGCCGGGCUCUCAAGAUCAUCGAAAACUAUUUCUAGGGAAUCCAUUGAUAGACUAGCCCAACCCAAGCGGCGUCAGUUUUCUUCGAACCAAGAACUGAAUAGAAAUAACUAUAUGCCCGUGGCAGAAUAUUUGAACAAAUUGCAAAAUUCCACUCCAGAACGGUUUCGACGUAAACCAAAACAAGACGAUGCUUUCAAAUUUCAUCCCAAGUUGAAAACAACCAUUCCACAAUCUCCGCACUUGAUAUCUACAAAACGAAAUCGACCAACGAAUGUGUUAUCUCAGGAUCAGCAGGAAAAACAAGAUUUUGAGGAAGCGCAAAAAUUCAAAAUAAAGGCCCACCCGGUCAAUAAAAGAAUCCUCAAUGGACCAAUGAAACCGGCAGUACAAGUACAGAAGAAACCAUCAACUAUCCCAAGACCUUUUAAGCUCACAGCUCCUUUGAAAAAGGUUCCUGAUUCACCCAAGAAAGAAUACGAAUUCCAUGCGAACCCUGUUCCCAAGUCCCUGCACGAACCGCCGAAGCCGAAAACCCACAGGCUGCCCGUCACCGAACCUCAGACGCCGAAAUUCAUGAAGCACCUGGCCAAGGAGCCUGUCAAGCCCCAGCCCGUGGAAGAGGAACCGGCAGUACGGCCGAGGAGUACCACCAUAUUGCCCUUCAGUUUCGAGAUGAGGGAUAUGUGUUUGAGACAGAAACGACAGAAAUUGAUUGAGAAGGUGUUGGAGGAGGAAAAGAAGGCACGAGAAUUCCAUGCGAGGCCUGUUCCAAAAGCCAUAUUGAAUGCUUCCAAAAAUAUAAAUUCAACCAUGAAGCAUGGCAGCUUCCAAAGAUCUGAAUCUCAGAGGAGCCUAACUGGUUCAGACAAAUCCAAAAGCAGUGAAAAUAUCACUUGCCAAUUCAAAGCUAGACCUGCCACAGUACUAGUCAAAGAACCGUUUAUACCAAAGAAAAUGGAUAAACCUUUGACGGAAAUACAAAAGUUCAACUUGAACACAGAAAUCAGAGCAAAAAACAGAGAGGUAUUCGAUCAUAUCGUCAAAGAAAAAGAAGAUCAGCUAGCGAUGCAUAAAAUGAUGGAAGAAAUGAGGAGAAUUCAGGCAGAAGAGGAAGAGAGAGCUAGACUACGCAAGAUGACACUUUACAAAGCACAGCCGGUGAAGAAAUAUAAAGAAAUAACUAUUCAACCUUCUGGUAAGGUGACCGAACCGGUAUCCCCCACAUUUUUGACAGACAAAUUCCACCCUAAAAGUCAUCAUGACAAUAAUAAAGAAAAUAUCCAGUGAAUCGAACGUCCGCACAUGGUUUGUGAUAAUGUUCUAUAAGAAUCACUGAGUUUGAUUUGAGAUUUUUAAAAUAUGUAUACAAGCAGUUCCUGAUGACUAUUUCAUCUGCUUGUGAUGACAAGACGUUCGUUUCCAGAUGAUGAAAAUCAUGAAUAUUUUUAUAUAUGUUAUAUGGCAUGUGCCAAUUUUAGAAAUAUUUUGUGCCAUUUAAGGUUUUCCUUCAAAUAUUUUGAAUAAAUUUAUACUUAUAUG